This is a messenger RNA of Neofelis nebulosa (Clouded leopard), 2632 nucleotides long. It is a transcript of the gene KCNE1, whose product is annotated as potassium voltage-gated channel subfamily E regulatory subunit 1. The transcript has 2 exons. NCBI's taxonomy places the organism in Eukaryota, Metazoa, Chordata, Mammalia, Carnivora, Felidae. Gene Ontology annotation, cellular component: membrane. The coding region runs from base 169 to 558 and encodes 129 amino acids. Gene Ontology annotation, molecular function: delayed rectifier potassium channel activity; transmembrane transporter binding; potassium channel regulator activity. Gene Ontology annotation, biological process: regulation of heart rate by cardiac conduction; membrane repolarization during action potential; negative regulation of delayed rectifier potassium channel activity. The record is from RefSeq and is a predicted model, not a curated record.
CGCCCGCCAGCGCGGUGCACUUGCCCCGGAGGGCGCCGCCUCGGGCUCGGCUGUCGGUGUCCUGCGCGCGGCCGGCGGACCCGCUGCGCACCCGGCCGCCUGGACGCGCCAGACCCGAAAGUUUUCUCGGGAAGUUGGAGCUCCCGCAGUGGAAACUCGAAGCCCAGCAUGAUUCUGCCCAACACCACGGCCACGACGCCCUUUCUGAACGCGCUGUGGCAGGGGACGGCUCUCCAGGGCGGCAACACGUCAGGCCUGGCCCGCAGGUCGCCUGGCGGUGACGACAGCCAGCUGGAGGCACUCUAUAUCCUCAUGGUGCUCGGCUUCUUCGGCUUCUUCACCCUGGGCAUCAUGCUGAGUUACAUCCGCUCCAAGAAGCUGGAGCACUCCCACGACCCGUUCAACGUGUACAUCGAGUCCGACACCUGGCAGGAGAAGGACAAGGCGUACCUCCAGGCCCGGGUUCUGGAGAGCUACAAGGCAUGUUACGUCAUUGAAAACCAGCUGGCCGUAGAGCGGCCCAAUGCACACCUUCCCGAGAUAAAACCUCUGUCAUGACCCCGCAGUUGGCUAAAACUGGACAGAUCCCAUUUGACAAUCUGAUCUUUCUAAUCAUGUACCUUUUGUAUUCUUUAUCGGACGGAUGUAAUUGGGUUUUUUUUUUUGUUUGUUUUUUGUUUUUUGCUGUUGUAAGGGGUGGAUUCGUAACACCAUUUCUCUAAAAUCACAUUCCUCCUGUAGGGGACCUCCAGCUAUUCCCCAGUGCCUGACCCUGCCUUGUUAGUUUUAGCAGAAUCCCUAAGAUCACGGCCUCUGAGAUACUUCCCAGACUCCCUUGCAGCGAGCAAGGUCACGGAAUGAAGUUCUGGCCAGUAGAAGUGGGAGCGGUUCUAGAAAAGGAAGGGGUGUGUCGUCCACUCCCCUCCCCCUCUUCCCAGUGGCUGGGACGUGGAAGAGGUAGUGAACCAGCUUUGACUCUGUCCAGAAGGACACCAUUGGGCGCCUGGGUGGCUCAGUCGGUUAAGCAUCCGGCUUCAGCUCAGGUCACGAUCUCACUGUUCUCUGGUUCAAGCCCCGCGUCGGGCUCUGUGCUGACAGUUCAGAGCCUUGAACCUGCUUCGGAUACUGUGUCUCCCUCCCUCUCUGCUCCUCCCCUGCUCACUCUGUCUGUCUCUCUCUCUCUAAAAUAAGCAUUAAAAAAAAAUUUUUUUUUAAAGAAAAGGACAGCAUCCUCGCAGGUGACAGAGCAGUAAGAGUCUGGGUCGCUGGGCAACGUCAUGGGGCAGUGUCUCUCUACCUUCCUGGUCACCCACCACCAGCUCAGUCAUUAUAGGAAAGACAAACUCUGGCCUUCCUUGGGCCACUGCUAUUUUGGUUCCUGUUAAAGUAACAGAGUCAAUAUCCUAACUAAUAUCCUAUUUUAUGGGGCUGAGACCAAAGGCGUAAUAUUCCCAUAUUUGUCACAAGCUGGCCACCUGCCCUUGUUAGGACAAAACCACUCUGCCCUUAUCACCUCUGCCUUCACCAGGGAGGCUCUGGCCUCCUCCUCCUUCCUCGUCCUGCACCUCCCUUACCCCCACCCUUCACACAUACCCCCCCCCCCCAACACACACACACACACACACACUCACACCCACGGAGGCACACACGUACACACAGAGAAGCUCUCCCCCUCCCCCAACGCGGACCCUUCCUACUCUCCUAUCCCCAUCUCAGAGGAGCUCACGUCCUCCAGGACUGAGAUGCCGGAGAAAAAAUUUCCACUUCCGAAUGUGUACCAAGGGGAAGGUGCUCAGUUAUCACGGCCGGAGGGAGGGACGCAUCCGCCAACCCCAGAACCCAGGAGAAGGCGUGGGCUUGGGCAAGUGGCAGUACCUGGGGUCAAGGCGGCGGGGCCUUUUGAGGUUGAACUCUGUCCCCCCCCUCAAAAGACGUGUUCAAAUCCUAACCCUGGUACCUGUGAAUGUGACCUGACUUGGAAAUAGGGUCUUUGCAGAUGCCACCAGGUUAAGAUGAGGUCCCUGGGGUGGGCCGACAUCCGAUAUGACUGAUGUUCUCAGAAGAUGUGGGCAAUUAGGUCACGGCCACAUGGGGAGAAGCCUUGUCAAGACAGGCAAAGACUGAGUGUCAGCGGGGAGCCAAAGAGCGCUGGGGAUUGAUGGCCAACACCAGACUGGGAGAGGCCAGGAGGGGCUCUCCCCUACUGGUUUCAUGGAAGCUUGGCCCCACAUGCACCAUGAUUUCAGACUUCUGGCCUCCAGACCUGUGGGACCAGGAGUUUGUUAGGUUUCAUUUGGGCUCUGUCAGGGCAGCCACGGGAACUCGGGCAGUGCCUUUUCCCCCACCCCCAGACAGUAGCUUUCUUCUCCUCGCCUCCUGACAGGACAGAAGAUUCUCUGGGAAUCUUCCCUCACAGAUGAGAGAGUGGGAAAGGGAUUGCGGGGGAGGUGGAUGGUGCCGGGGCCAUUCAUUGCUCGGGGCAGUAGAAGAAAGCCCCCUUGGCGUUACCUGACCUUCGAGAAUCCCAGAGAACGACUGCCUUGGUUUCAGCCUGCGUCUCCAGCGGUCGCCAUAGCACGCUGCGACACGCUGAAUGCUUGCCCACUCCUGGAAAAGGGUGGACUGUUGAAAU